Nymphaea colorata (pocket water lily) is the source of this 1056-nucleotide messenger RNA. RefSeq lists its product as uncharacterized. Bases 1 to 1056 code for a protein of 351 amino acids. NCBI's taxonomy places the organism in Eukaryota, Viridiplantae, Streptophyta, Magnoliopsida, Nymphaeales, Nymphaeaceae. The record is from RefSeq and is a predicted model, not a curated record. The transcript has a single exon.
AUGAUCAAGUCCAUCAUGCAUACUCUAGAUCAAGAAUUUGGCAUUAAAGAUCUUGGCCUCCUACACUAUUUUUUGGGCAUUCAAGUGACUUUCUCCUCCAAGGGUUUAUUUCUUUCUCAAGAAAAGUAUAUGCUUGACAUUCUGCAGAAAGCAAAUAUGAUUGAUGCAAAACCUCACUGCACGCCUAUGUCGACCACUUUCAAACUGUCAAAACACGCUUGGGAGCCUCUUUCUGAUCCCACUUCAUAUCGGCAACUUGUUGGUGCACUGCAAUAUCUUACGCUCACAUGGCCUGAUCUCUCAUUUGCUGUCAACAAAGUGUGUCAAUACAUGCAACAGCCUACUACUAUUCACAUGACUGUUGUCAAGCACAUUUUAUGUUAUGUCAAGGCCACCCUAUCUUGCGGUCUUCUGUUAAAGCCAGCCACCACUUUUCACAUUGAUGCUUACACUGAUGCAGACUGGGCUGGUAACAUUGAUGAUCAUAAGUCCACUGGCGGUUUUGCCAUCUUUAUAGGAUCAUCUCUUGUUUCUUGGUUUGCCCGCAAACAACCUACUGUUGCUCGAUUUAGCACCGAAACUGAAUACCGUGCUCUAGCUUCCUAUUCUUCUGAGGUUUUAUGGCUCACGUUUUUACUCAAGGAAUUACAUAUUAAUAUGCCACACGUUCCUUGUCUAUGGUGUGACAACAUCAGUGCUGCCUCGCUCUCCGUUAAUCCGGUUUUUCAUAAUAGAUGCAAGCAUAUUGAGAUUGAUGUUCACUUUGUUCGCGAUCAUAUUGCCAAGAAUCAUCUUCAAGUUCACUAUAUACCUAGUGCUGAUCAGCUCACGGACAUCCUCACCAAGCCACUUGCUCAAUCUACUUUUGACAAUCUUAGAUUCAAGCUUAACGCUCUUUCCCGAGCGUUCAUCUUGAGGGGGAUAUUAAACCACUGCAUCACACAUCUACAGCUAGAGGAGAUCUCGCCCAUAUCAUAUCCACAAAUCAUGUCCCUACCAAAGAUAAUGCUCAGGCUAUUAAGACUGCUACAAAAGAUGAGGAUCAUCUAUGUAUAG